AUGGCUCUUCCAAUAAUAUACAUCAACAGCUGGCCUGGCGCAGGCAAAUACACCGUUGCGAGAGAACUCGAAAAACAGAUGGAGGGAAAAGUUCGCGUUAGAUCCUCUUCUCUGGACGUCUCAAUAUGCACGCCCCAAAUUUCUCACAGCCUACCACAGGUUCGCAACCACCUCCACAUCGACCUUGCUGGGGCGAUCCUUCCACGGACGAGUGCCGACUACCUUGAGCUGCGUCAUCAACUGCGCUCCGCCCUCUUCAACACUCUCGCCACAUCUCCGGAUUCUUUCGACCAUUUUUAUGUCUUCACCGAUUUCCAGACCGCCAACGAAGAAGGCAUAUCGGUAGCCUCAGAGUACGAGGCCGCGGCUAAGAAACGAGGCUGCGCUUUUAUCCCUGUCAUACUUACAUGUCAAGUCGCGGAGAACGAACGAAGGUUGCGAUCACUAGAGCGUCUAGGAGCGUUAGAGGGUGGCAACGGCAUGCUGGUAGAUACUGAUGUGCUGAAACUGUUCCGGGAGCGUGGGGACGUUUACAGGUUCCAAUGUUCCAAGCAGCUGGUCUUGGAUGUUACGGAAAUUACACCCGUGCAGGCGGCUGAGAAGAUCAUGCAGCAUGUAAGAGCGGUAUGUGGGGGAAGAGGGGAGGAGCGGAGGAAGGGGGGGGGUGGAGGAACAGGCAGUGUGAUGAGGGGGGUGAACAUGGACGUGAAAAUUUCUGAUGAGGUCAUUUAG
This is a messenger RNA of Letharia lupina, 732 nucleotides long. RefSeq lists its product as uncharacterized. The record is from RefSeq and is a predicted model, not a curated record. Lineage: Eukaryota; Fungi; Ascomycota; Lecanoromycetes; Lecanorales; Parmeliaceae. Bases 1 to 732 code for a protein of 243 amino acids. The transcript is spliced from 3 exons.